AUGCCCACCCACAUCACCACCACGUUCGACUUUGACCGUAUCGCCUUCCACACCAUCACGAGCGAGCACGGCAGCACGCGCCUCCCGGGCGCGAUGACCACCGAGGCCGAGUUCAAGGGGGCCGAGAUGGCGGGCAAGGCCGUCACGCACUUCGCGACCAUCGCAUACGGCCCCGACGACGGCGACAAGGCCUUCCACGGCAUCUCCGUCUUCACGGGCAGCAUCCUCGGCAAGGCCGGCUCGGUGGCCUUCACGAUCGCUGGGCAGGUGCCGAACGGCACUGAGCUCGUGGAGACUGACUACGUCCUCCUUCCCUCGUCGGCUUCCGGCGAGCUCAAGGGUAUCAAGGGGACCGGGCGCGCGGUCGGCGCGCCGGGCCAGCAGGAGGGCAUUGUCGUUACGUUUGACGUCGAGUUUGCGUAG
Messenger RNA from Vanrija pseudolonga, 423 nucleotides. RefSeq lists its product as uncharacterized. The transcript has 4 exons. The record is from RefSeq and is a predicted model, not a curated record. Bases 1 to 423 code for a protein of 140 amino acids. Lineage: Eukaryota; Fungi; Basidiomycota; Tremellomycetes; Trichosporonales; Trichosporonaceae.